Colius striatus (speckled mousebird) is the source of this 9520-nucleotide messenger RNA. It is a transcript of the gene STIM2, whose product is annotated as stromal interaction molecule 2. Gene Ontology annotation, biological process: store-operated calcium entry; activation of store-operated calcium channel activity; intracellular calcium ion homeostasis. The transcript is spliced from 12 exons. The record is from RefSeq and is a predicted model, not a curated record. NCBI's taxonomy places the organism in Eukaryota, Metazoa, Chordata, Aves, Coliiformes, Coliidae. Bases 139 to 2355 code for a protein of 738 amino acids. Gene Ontology annotation, molecular function: protein binding; calcium channel regulator activity; calcium ion binding. Gene Ontology annotation, cellular component: plasma membrane; endoplasmic reticulum.
CCGGAAGCGGCGGGAGGCAGCGUGGGGCAGGCGCUGAGGCGGGUUCGCGUCGCCGGAGCGGGCAACGGUGCAGCGGCGGAGCUCCAGCCCCUUCCUUCCUUCCUUCGCGCUCUUCGCUUCGCUGCGGCGGCGGUACCGAUGAGCGGGCUCCGAGUGCCCGGCGGGCGGCCGGCGGCGACUCCGGUGCUGACCUGCCUGCUUCUGCUGGGGCUGCUCCUGCCCGCCGCCGCUGGCGGGGGAUGCGAGCUGGAGGCUGCGGACGUCGGCGGCGGCCGGCGGGGAGGACGGGGAGGUGUCGCCGCCUCUGCGGCGGAGUCGUCGUCGGCUGUGACAGAUCCCUGCAGUUCACUCAGCCCACCGUGCUUUACUGAGGAGGACCGAUUCAGCCUAGAAGCUCUCCGCAUGAUCCAUAAGCAAAUGGAUGAUGACAAAGAUGGUGGUAUUGAAGUAGAUGAAAGUGAUGAGUUUCUGAGGGAAGAUAUGCAAUACAAGGAUGCCUCUAAUAAGCAUAGUCACCUGCACAGAGAAGACAAACAUAUCACCAUUGAGGAUCUGUGGAAACGCUGGAAAACAUCUGAAGUUCAUAACUGGACUCAAGAGGACACUCUUCAGUGGCUGUCAGAAUUUGUUGAACUGCCUCAGUAUGAGAAGAAUUUUAGAGACAGCAAUGUCAAUGGAACAACACUUCCCAGGAUAGCCGUAAAUGAACAUGCUUUCAUGAUUUCUCACUUGAAAAUAAUUGACCGGAGCCACAGACAGAAGCUGCAGCUUAAAGCCUUGGAUGUUGUUUUAUUUGGACCUCUCACACGUCCCCCUCACAACUGGAUGAAGGAUUUUAUAUUAACUGUUUCUAUAGUUAUUGGUUUUGGAGGCUGCUGGUUUGCAUAUACACAGAACAGAACCUCACGAGAACAUAUCACAAAAAUGAUGAAGGACUUAGAAAGUCUUCAAACAGCAGAGCAAAGUCUUCUUGACUUGCAGGAAAGGCUUGAGAAGGCACAAGAAGAGAAUAGAAAUGUUGCUGUGGAAAAGCAAAAUCUGGAGCGCAAAAUGAUGGAUGAGAUCAAUGAUGCAAAACGGGAAGCUCAUCGCCUAAGGGAGUUGAGGGAGGGAGCUGAAUGUGAGCUCAGCAGGCUCAAAUAUGCCGAGGAAGAGCUAGUACAGGUUCGCAUGGCUUUAAAAAAAGCUGAGAAGGAGUUUGAGCUGAGAAGUAAUUGGUCUGUUCCUGAAGCUUUGCAGAAGUGGCUUCAGUUAACCCAUGAAGUUGAAGUACAGUACUACAAUAUCAAAAGACAGCAUGCAGAAAUGCAGUUAGCAAUUGCCAAAGAUGAGGCAGAAAAGAUAAAAAAGAAGAGAAGUACUGUAUUUGGAACAUUACAUGUUGCACACAGCUCCUCCCUGGAUGAAGUGGACCAUAAAAUCCUUGAAGCAAAGAAAGCGCUCUCGGAGUUGACAACAUGUUUGCGAGAGCGUCUUUAUCGAUGGCAACAGAUAGAGAAGAUUUGUGGCUUUCAAAUAGCACACAAUUCUGGACUACCCAGCUUGACCUCCUCUCUCUACUCUGAUCACAGUUGGGUAGUUAUGCCUCGAGUUUCCAUUCCUCCUUACCCAAUUGCAGGUGGAGUUGAUGACUUAGAUGAAGAUACUCCUCCAAUAGUUUCACAGUUUCAUGGGUCCAUUGUAAAACCUCCCAGCACACUGGCAAGAAGCAGUAGCUUGUGUCGGUCAAGACGCAAUGUUGUGCCAUCAUCUCCACAAUCUCAGCAUGCUUUGCACUCCCCUGACCCUGACAUCCUUUCUGUGUCAAGUUGCCCAGCUCUUUAUCGAACUGAAGAGGAGGAGGAAGCCAUUUACUUCUCUGCUGAUAAACAAUGGGAAGUACAGGAAACAGGUUCGGAAUGUGACUCCUUAAAUUCGUCCACUGGAAGGAAGCAGUGUCCUCCAACAAGUCUUGAGAUGUACCAGACACUUUCUCCUCAGAAGGUAUCUCCGGAAGAAUUCUCGCUGGAGGAAUCAUCUACGGGAGACUCCUCUUCUCUAACUGCAGAUAUUUCUAGAGGCUCUCCUGACUGUGUAGGCAUGGCAGAAACAAAGAGCAUGAUCUUUAGUCCUGCAAGCAAAGUUUAUAAUGGAAUCCUGGAGAAGUCCUGCAGCAUGAACCAACUUUCAGCUGGAAUCCCUGUCCCAAAGCCUCGGCACACCUCAUGUUCUUCAGCCAGCAGUGAUAGCAAACCCAGCCAUGAAGCUGCCUCUGUCCCUCGGAUAGGCAGCAUCCCCCAGGACCUGUACCAAAAUGGGGAAAAAAACAAAAAGCCAUCAAAAAUAAAAAGCUUCUUUAAGAAGAAGUGUAAGUGAGGUGGGCUGAAGAAACCUAUAGCAUAAGAACUCCAUUUUUAAAAUCUUUAGGAAUGUAAUUCCAUUGGAGCAUUCCAGACUGGAUGCCCUAAUGGAAUGCUCUCUAGGUCAACUAUAUUUAACUGACUGUACUGUCAAAGGUUGUGCCAGCUGUCAAUGAGAAAUCAUUAAAAAGUUCAGACAGUUUACAUUAAUUUCUGCCUAUUUAUUUUAUUUCUCCUUUUUUAGUUGGUCUUUUUUAGUAUUUUGGGGGUUUUUCCAUUUUUUUUUUUUGUUGGGUUUUUUAAAUAUAUAUUCAUGAAUCAUUUUUAAGCCACUUUGGACUUCUAAGCUUUAAUGGACUAGUAAGCCUUCCUGGGCUUGCCAAAGUUUCUUGUUUACCAGAGCAUCUUCCUAUCUUUCCAUAGAGCUAGGACGUUUAUCUACUGGACUUUAAGAAAAAUAAAAGUAGAAGAACUAAUUGAAUUGCACUACUGUUUUACAGACUGGAAAAGUCUCUCUGCAAGUGAAACUGAAAGACUUGUAUUUGACUGAAGAUGAAUCUUUUCACUUUUAGAUCUUUUGGGGUUUUUAAGUAGAACUUAGGAUUUCUAAUUGACUUGAUUUCUGGAAAUGGAAAUGCCGUGCUUUUAUUAUGGGAAGCUUUGUUAGUUACAUUUAUUAUUAGGAUUAUUCAAGUCCUGCUGUAAAGAUCAUGUUUUUUCCAGGACUUUCACUGUGAUUUUACUUUACUGCAGGCUGUAUGACAAAAAAAAAGUAAUUUAACAAGAGGCUCUUGAUUCCUUAUGCAAGUGAUGGAUUUGAAACUUCACUGAGGACUGAAAAUAUUCACCCUCUUAAAAUGAGGAGGGAGGAUAGUAGCUUUUGUUUACAGACUGACAGACGAUGGACAUUUGGUUUGUGAACGUUUGUACUGUGGGUAAAGAUAAUAAAUUGGAAACAUUAUUGUGCUUGGGAAUGUUCCAAUUUUAGCUGAUGCUUGUUUCAGACAUGUUUCAGAGGUCCUGACAAUUGAAAGCUGUUGCAGGCUACAUUGCUUAUGCUUACUGCUGUGUAUAAGUUAUUAUAUUUUUUGGAUUAGCUGUUGUCUUAAUGUCCUCCUUUUGUAAGAUUUCAUACACUUUAUUUUUGUAUAGUUCGAAGAUUCAGCUGUUCAACCAUGUCUGAAGUAAAUAGUAUAAUUUUAUAAUGCAUACUGUUAUACUAACUCAUAAUUUUAGAUACAAAGAUGUAAAGGUGAGACUCAACAUUCUUCAGAUAAAACCAGUUUUCCUGUUAAGCUUUUGUAUGGUGAGAUGAAAUUACUACGAGGUAAAAGGAAGCUUUCUUAGGACAACAGUAGCUAGUUGUUCAAAACCACUUUUUUUUUAAAUGGAGACAACAAAUGUACUGCUUGAGCAACAGUGCCUUUUAUUCAGUUUGUUUGAAAACACACUGAGCAGGAAUUUCUUUAGAGGUACAUUCCAAAGAAAUACUUCUUGCUCUAAUGAACACAAGCAAUUUACCCAGUGAUGAUUAAAUAGUUUCAACUCUUCCAUAGGGUUAGUCUAGUUGCCUCAGUAACAGGUGCCACUGCCAGGGACCUGUGAAAAGGGGCUCACUUCUUGCCAAUAUGUACAUGCUGUACUGUGUGAAAGAAUUAAUUCACCGACUGCCUAAAUUUUUUCUAGUAAGGAGCCUUCUAAACCUGUAGCUAAUUGAAAUCAAGUGGUACAUGUCUUUUCUAUCAUUUUCUAUUUAGAUUCUGCUGUACGUAACAGAUCUGUUAAUUUGUCCUCAAGAAAUGGUGGUAAUGUUAACAGAAGCAUUUACUGCAGCUAGUGAGAUGGUUAAAAGAGAGGAUUCGAAAAAGGGAUGGAGACCUUACAUGUGCAAGUACUUAAAAUUCCUGGUGCAUUGAUUAAUUCUUUAAGAAUCCAGAAGGAAUCCAAAGUUUUACCGACUAACAAAGAAUUAUUGUAUAUCUUCUAUACAGAAAAGCAUAGGAGGAAUCACCUGUUAAAUAAAGUUUGGAGAAGAAAAAUUGGUGUAAUAGAGAAUAAUGAGAAUGUUGUAUUAUUCCAUUAUUCUCUGAAUCAUCAAAUUGAACAACUAUAGCUGCAAAAAGUCAUCACAAGGUUAACAAUAGUCUCUUUAGGCAAAGAUUGUACCCUCUGUACAUGACAGACAAAAAGCAGUAAUGCAAAGAGAUUUGUGCGAGAGAGCCACCUUAAUUCUAAGCCUUCAGAGUGGUAGUUAAAAGCGUGAUGAAGUUCUUGAACAUGUACAAAAAUAAACAAGAAGACACCCUGUAAGAGUAGGGAAUUUAUUUUGUCUCCCAAACGUAAUAGAGAAGGCUACUACUAGAAAAAUCUUCAAUUUUGGUAUCUGCACUUGAAAAGGCUUUAGCAAUCAUCAAGGUUAAAGUAGGAGCUGGGACUGGAUAGUAGAUCUUGCAGUGUGAGGUCUGAAGAACUCAGUCUCUGUCAUUACCAAAGAAGUUGAAGCAGCAUUUUGAUACAGAAGAGUAAAUAUUUACACAUGGAAAAAAAUACCUGGUACUGAGGGGCUUCUAGAUCCCGGCUUUGAAGUCAGGCAAGCUCAAAUAUUGAGAAGCCAAACCAGACAAAUUCCAUUUUCUCUAGUAAGUAUAAGUAAAAAUUGAAACAGAGGAGUUGUUGGACUCUUCAUUGACUGUGAGUUUAGAUGCUAAUUGUAUUCUUAAAAUACACAAUAUAAUUGACUUCUGAAAAAAAAAAAAGGUUAUGUUGUUAUAUAAACAAAUCAGAUGAGACUGUUGUAUUGAUAGAUUUUGGUUUCAAAAUAGCAAACCUUUGGAGCACAGAUCACUCUCAACACUCAGUUUAUCACCAGCUGUCCUGUAACUUUAUAGCUGCUACUUAAUUGAUAUUAUAGAACUAAAAGCUUGAGUAUAAUCAGAAAUAGUAAGCAUUGUAUGUUGGAGCACCAAUUGUAAUUUGAAGUUCACAGAGUGGGUUUUUUAAAAGAUAUAUUAAUAGACAUCUUGCACAUCUUGCCACCUAAACUUGUCCACAAUCAAAGUGACUGGUAGUGCUCCUACUAUGGCUGUCGUAGAAAUGCUCAUCUUCAAACUGUUAGCAUCCUUUUGCUGAGGUGUGUUGAGGGCGCUGACUCUAAGGUAGGUCCUCUCUGGCAAACAUCAAGUCCAGUGUUCAUGUUGAAGUGACUGACAUAUGUCUGCAUCUCAGAAGUGGGACAGUGUGCUUUAAAAGGACCUUCUUUUUUUUUCUUCUGUGUAACUUGACCUGGCUGCCAGUCAGCUAGUCUUGCCAGCAUUCCAACCACUAGGAUUUCUGUAAGACACAUCAGGUAUUUAAAACAAUCAUGUAGUGUCAUCAUCCUUAAACAGCUGAGGACUUCCUAAGCUCUAAACUCAGAAUGGUUGUGAUCAGAGUUGUUUGGGUUUUAGUGCUUGUUUGUUUGGGGUUUUUGUGUUUUAGCUUUUAUAGCUAAAAUCCAUGUUCUAUUUUAAACUCUCUGGUAUUUUCAGAAGACUAAGAUCUUUGCAUUCUUUAAUAUUUUGUUAUAGUCCUUUAUCAGGACAGCAGCCUCCCUGUUAAAACUGCCUGAAACGCUUCUCCCUGAAGAGGUUACUGCUUAAGUCUUUUACCUGUAAAGCAAGGAAGUGUCAGUAGUUCCAUACAAAGAAGAAUAACCCCCCAAUUCUUGCAAAACCCAAACCUUUCCACAGUUCUUACUAAAACUGUGACACAUCUUUCCUAAUAGUGUAAAAAACUUCAGGAAAGGCAUUUCUAGUUGCCAUGGGAAGUGGUUUUGACCAGUUUAUGGUGGACUUUGAGAUUAAAACAAUUGAUUCUUUUUCUCUAAUUGGUAAUGGAAUUCAAAAUUUCUCAUUAGCAGUUCCAGGUAUAUAUCUUUCCCCAUUUCACUGGUACCUGAGUAGCAGAUCACCUUCUGCCUUCUGAUGGGCAGUUUGCCAAAAGAGGGAAAUACUAAUAGUCAAAGUAGUAACGUUAUAGUAAGAAUAGAGUUUCUUGUCCUCGAAGAUGACAAAUCCAAGGAUACUUGACUCAAAUAUAAGAAAAGCUACAGGUGACAGCUUGAGUUAGACAUUAAUUUACAGCUGAUUUAGAGCCUAGGAAGAUAACCUUAAUUAGAAAUUGAAGCCUUCAAGAUUUUUCCCCUUUGCUUUCCAAUGUACAGGAAAACAGCUUGCACAGGAAAGAGAUGAAUUAGUCUCACCAACUUUUAGAGCUUCAGGAUAGUUUCAUUCCAUUUCCAAGAUAGAUUGCUGGAGAGGGAUUACGACCUGAAUUUAUAAUGUAUGCAAAGAAACAUUUACUUUUCAUACUUAAAAGUGGUAGGGAGGAAUGUAAAGAUGCUUUUUUUUUAAGCCCAAAAGAGGAAUUACUAGUUCUUGAACAUCUUUAUUAUUUGCUUCUCUCCUUGUACAAUACGUUAAGUAGGGUGAGCAUGAUUUUCUAAUCUGUUCUAGUUGCACUGACUAAAGCAAUGCAUCAUUAUCUCAUGUUUGAAACACUGCUUGCUCUGAGUUGGUGUAGGCAUUUUAAUCCUGGAUAUUGCAUCUUGAUUGAAUAAUGGUUAAGCCUACUAAAGCUGUUUGAAGUGCUGAUAAACAUGUCUACUAGUGACCUAAAGACAGAUAUGGUAUAACUAGUAACCAAAAAGGGCUUUUGCCAGUAGAAUUUGGGUGCUUGACAGUGUGUAAAUGUUUAGGUAACCAUUCUUUGAGGCUUCAGUAGCAGUUAAACAGUGUCAUACACAUUUUCAACAGUUAGAUUUUUUCUUCCAGCCCUGUAGAGAUGGUGCUGAUCUCAAACUCCGCUUAUUCCUUUUUUGCAUAAAGAAUGUACCGAUUGAUCUAAAUUAAUUAACAAUAUUAACCUUUCAACUGCUAUUGUCAGUUGCUCUUGAAUCUGACAUUACUUAAGCAAGAUGACCAUGCUUACAAGUCCACUUGAGUCUUUCAGAAAUAAACUCUGUUUUUGUUACCUUUCUUUUGAAUCUAAAGUUUACCAAAUUGUGUGUGCUGUGUAUUUAAUGCUUCCCUGACAUGGAAGUGGGAAGGUUGGUCUUUGCUUAGCUGUAAAGGAAAUCACAUUUCAGCAGAGUAAAAAGAUGUUCCUCUUGCUCAUUACAGAGGAUGAAAAAGAAUUCAGAGGUAUUUCAUCUGCUCCUAAGUCAAAAGACUAAAGAAUCCAUAUGACUUACGUUGCUGGAGAUGAGAGGUACAUUCAAUCACAAAGCUUUCAGAUUAGUUAACUCUUUAUCCAAGAGAAGUCUUUCUUCUCUAGGUAUACUCUGCAGGGCAUUACGUCCAUAUUUCUGUUCCAUUUUUGACCCAGAAUUAAAUUUGGUAGUUAUAGCACUAAGUUACGUGAUUGCCAGACUUCAGAGCAGUUUCAGGUAAUGAUCUCAGUAGUGUGUCUUAAUUUCGAUUUAAUAUGUGCUAAAGACAUCUGAUUAAAGACAUUCUCCUUCACAUUCCAUUUGUUUUAAUUCAAAUCAGUUAUUCGUGAUCCCUCUACGGCUAAAAAAAUAUACAGGUACUGACAGUUGAUUCAUGUUCACAUUUAGAAGAUAGUAUGUUUUUCUUCAUGUGCGAAUUCCUAAUAUAUAAGUGGUAGAAGUUGCUUUUUAAAGACUAGAUCAUGUUUUGAUAGUAUUAUGAAAACACUGCUGUACCUCAGUUGAACUAGGCACAGCACUAUCAGGUGCAAUUUGUGUAUGAGUGGUAAAGUUCUCUUUCUUAAAUUCUCCUUUGUUUUUUAUUUGUAUUUUAACUGCACAGUCAUUUUCAGACUUGAAUUAAUUUAAAAUUGAGGUCAGUGUGUCCAGCCCUAAAAGUCAUUCUUCAGUUGUCAGCUGUCAGUCCAUUCUUACUGAAAGGAAUUAAAAGUCUUGAAUAUUUGUACUUUGCUUAUUAGCUUGUUAGGUGGCAGAGUGGGUUCCUGGAAAUCUUCAGGUGGAAGGCAGAGAACUUCUGAAGCAAACCAGGUGACCUGUGUUCAUCAGCUUUCAAAUCUAUUUCCCAGUAAGACCGAGUCUACCCAGGGGAAUGUAGAUGUACUUACUGCUUGGAACUUUGUAGUUAAUUGUAUUUGGCUAUCUAAUUCUAGUAACUUGCAUGUGCGCUAUGCUUGCUUGCUUUCAAUAGCUGACAAAAGCUAUAGGAGAUCUUGGGGGUUUGUUUAAAAAAAAAAAGCUGUUAAAAAAGACUGGCAAGAGAAAUCUGUCAGGCUGUGAACUGACUGAAACCAAUGAAGAUCUUAGCUUUUGGUCUAAAAUAAUUGUUUGAAUAGUCCUUAAUGAAAUGAAUUGGGUAGCAUGUGUAUUUCCACAGUGCAUUCCUCCAAGCAACAAAAAUAAUUAAAAUACUUUACAUUUCAACAAGGCUUUUUGGGACAUGUCUUGCUCUGGUUUUAUUUUUAAUUUAAAUAACAUUGAGUUGUAGUGAAUGUUCAGCGUAUUAAUGCCUGACUUAAAAGAUUAGCGUCAUUUGAAUGACUUGUGUUGUUUUGUUUAAUUACAGCUUUAUAAAAAUGUAGAUAUUUGCCUAAAGCCCAUCACUAGAUCUAGGUAUGUUUCAAUGACAUAGCAAGAAGAGGACCAAGAGAAAUAAACGUGCACAAUUUAAAUCUUACUUAAGAUGCUUUACUGUUCUGGGAAGAGAUGUUCUCCAUGCAGAUUCUGCUCUUCCUUUGUUUGUUUUUAGCUUCUGUUUUUAGUUCAACUAAUGAAAACAGUAAGAAACAAAGCCCUCAGACUGACUAGUUUCUGUCUCUCUAAUAUAUACACACACUGUACUUGCUUUUAACCUCAUCUACUGCAUGUUGUUAAUGCUGUACACAAAUGCAGUUGGAGUAUUUCUUUGAUGUUGUACAGCAUGAUACAUUUCAUUCCCCUUUCUAGUUUACCUCCCAUUAGCUAUAUAUUGCUCUACAACUGGAAAAAAAUGAGUUUUUGGGAAUUCAGUCUGUUUUGCCUAUAAUUUUUUUUUUCCUGUGAGUCUUAUGAGAAAUGUCCUGCUUGGAGAGUCUCAGACAGUAUUUUCCCGUGUUUAUUCAUGUUACUUUGCUUUAUUUUAUAAGUGGAUAUUGGUUUCUGAUGUGUUGUUACACUUAAUGUUGAAUAAAUUUGACUUCCAUUUUGAAAAGUGAAA